This is a messenger RNA of Trichomycterus rosablanca, 2443 nucleotides long. Its product is annotated as histone-lysine N-methyltransferase PRDM9-like. Gene Ontology annotation, molecular function: protein binding; histone methyltransferase activity. The record is from RefSeq and is a predicted model, not a curated record. Gene Ontology annotation, biological process: regulation of gene expression. The coding region runs from base 153 to 1475 and encodes 440 amino acids. Gene Ontology annotation, cellular component: nucleus. The transcript has 7 exons. NCBI's taxonomy places the organism in Eukaryota, Metazoa, Chordata, Actinopteri, Siluriformes, Trichomycteridae.
CAGCAGUCGAAGCAGAAGCUCUUGUUAAUGUUAUUGUUGAGCUGUUGAUGUGAAAAUAAACGUUAUUUUAUUAAUAGAUAAAACUGAACAUGAUGCAUUUACACGAUAACUGACUGCUGGGAGGAUUUGUUUAUCUGACUCUAAAUACACACAUGUUUUGUAAGGAUGUUAAGAUGGAGACUUGUAUGGCUUCAGAUAAAGAAACAAAGAUCUCUGUGAAGCAAACAACCUAUGUGGACCAACAGAACAGACAGAAGCCUGUAAAGGAAGAACCUGAAGAUGAAGAGUAUCUAUGUGGACAAACAUCCAGCUCUGUAAAUUAUUUUACCUAUGUGGAACAACCAGAUAAUCUAUUACUAAACACGCCUGUAAAAGAGGAAGAACCUGAAGAUGAAGAUUAUCUCUACUGUGAGGAAUGCAGGUCUUUCUUUGUCAACGAGUGUGAAGUUCAUGGUCCGGCUCUAUUUAUCCCUGAUACCAUUGUUCCCAUGGGGGUGGCUGACCGAGCCAGACAAACUCUCCCUUCCGGUCUAAAAGUCUUGAAGUCCAGUAUUCCUAAUGCUGGCCUGGGAGUGUUUAAUGAGGGGGAGACUGUACCGGUCGGCGUGCACUUUGGAACCUACCAGGGAGAACUGGUGGACAGAGAGGAAGCCAUGAACAGUGGAUAUUCCUGGGUGGUAUUUAAGAGUGGACAGUGUGUAAAAUACAUAGAUGCUACCAGAGAAACACAUGCUAACUGGAUGAGGUAUGUAAACUGUGCUCGUAAUGAUGAAGAGCAUAAUCUAGUAGCGUUUCAGUAUCAAGAAGGGAUUUUCUACCGUUGCUGCCGACCCAUUCAACCAGGACAGGAGCUCUUGGUAUGGUAUGAAAAGGCAUAUGCUGAUGAUCUUGGCACCACUUUCAACAACCUUUGGAGAAAAAAGAGCUCUACAGAAGAAACGAAAGGCUUCCCCUGCUCCUUGUGUGUAUUUUCCUACACAUCUGAAAUUUACCUUCAUCGACACAUCAAGAGAUUCCACCAUAAGGAAUAUGUAAAACUGCUAAAAUCUGGACAAAUUAAAUAUGAGGAUUUACUGACCCCAACUAGCAGCUCUAGUUCUGUUAGCCAUGACUCCUCUCAAAGAAAAAUGCAGAAGAAAAUUCACCACUGCUCACAGUGCGAGUGGAGUUUUACCCAAAAGAGUGAUCUCAAACGACACCAGUACAUUCACACUGGAGAGAAACCAUAUCACUGCCUGCAGUGUGGGAAAGGGUUUCUUUACCGGAGUGCUCUCCAACGUCACCAGCGCCUUCACACAGGAGAGAAGCCGUACCACUGCUCACAAUGCAGGAUGAGUUUCGCUCGCCAGGACCAUCUCCAGUCACACCAACACAUUCACACAGAAAUAAAACCAUAUCAGAGCUUGCAUAGUGAAAUAAGUUUUAUUGAAGAGGACGACCUCCAACCUCAUGAGGAAAUUCCUACAGGAGAGUAGCUGUAACAGUGCUCCCAGUGCGGCAUGGGCUUUGUGCAUCAGGACAGUCUGGACUCACAACAACACAUUCACACCAAAUAAAAAUUAAGGCUGCGUUUUCAUGGACGUUCCUGGCAUCCAUCAGAAUUCAGAUUUUCGCAGCACGUGUGGAGGAUGGUGCGGCUUCUUUCGGUCUUGCCAGGUCAAGGUGGUGAAUGUUGUUUUUGGUUUUCAUGUCCAGCAUAGAGAAAGCUGCAGACUUAUAAGCAUCCCUGGCUGUAUCUCAGUUUACAGCAUACUCUACUUAAUACAUGACAAGUUAGUACACAUGCAUUAGUACACAUGCAUUUCUUAUGUAAAUAUGUAUGUAAGAUGGUUUGAGACAUGAUUGUGACAGUGAUGUGAAAUAACCUCUGCUUACAAAAACACAAGCAUUGUGCAGGAAUGCCAGGAAUAUCCAUGUGUAUGCAGCCUCUGUAAAUAUGGAACUGACUUUAACUGCCAUGGAUAAAACAAACCAGAUGACAGACUGUUAAUGUGCUUGCUUAAUGUGUACAGAAUAUUAAACACUGAAUACUACACCUACUGAAUUCUAGACAAAAGUGCUUUUUCUUUGACCAGAGGGCAAAAAAGUAUUAAUCCUUAUUUGUAAUGCAACAAAUAACAUCACUGUGGAUCAAUUGCACCAUGAGCCAAGGGUGAGCACAUGAUUACAGCCAUGAUGGUAUGACUAUAGCACAUGAUUACAGCCAUGAUGGUAUUCGUGAUAACCUCAAAUGUUUUACUAUUGUUUUUAUACAAUUUAUUGCUUUUACAAAAGUAAAUUAAAGAAAACACAUUAAUCUUCUGCUAAAAAAUGUAGUUCCAUCACAAGUGGGUCGUUGUCAUGCAACAAAAUAACAUUAUAAUGUUGCCUUCUAGUUGUAUAAUAAAAAGAAAUGAAUGCAGGAUGUAUUAAAACGUGUAUUAAAACAGUGUGUAAGAGUGUU